CAGCGUGCACCGGAAGUAAAUCGCAAUGGACCGCAGUCAAUUUCAAGUUCAUGUUGUCAAAACUUUUCGUCCGAUGUCUUGUUUUGUGUAUUGAUCAGAGUCACAGGCGCACAGUGCCAUAAUGGCACACCGAUAUCUGCAUCUGUCAAGAGGCUGCAGGAACCUUCUCCACGCUCUGCUGCCAAAUGUCAGAUCAACAAACCGUGUGCAAUCGGUUCAGGGUGUUGGACAAAUUGCCCUAGACAGAAGUUCCUUGCUCUCUCAGGUCUUGGGCACCUAUAGAAGAUUAUGCUCCAAACCUCCCAAAGGAUUUGAAAAAUACUUCCCUAAUAAUAAAAAUGGUAGUCCAAAAAACGGUGAGCCCAAGCCAUCCAAUGGAGAAGUCAAAGAGGCCAAACCAACCAAUGCUCAUAAGACCGCUGGUGGAAGUGGAAGUAGUGGAGGAGGAGGAGGAGGAGGAGGAGGAAAAAGAGGAGGGCGGAAAGAUGAAUCCACUUGGUACAGCCGUCUCCAAAAGGGUGAUAUGCCAUGGGACGAUAAAGAGUUUCGCAUGUAUUUCCUUUGUGGAACGGCCUUCUGGGCAGCUGUCACAUAUUAUUUCUUCUUUCGAGAUGGAGGAAGGGAGGUCACCUGGAAAGACUUUGUAAAUGGUUAUCUUGCUAAAGGAGUGGUUGACAGAUUGGAGGUUGUAAACAAACGAUAUGUAAAAGUCAUCUUUACCCCUGGUAAAACUCCAGUUGAUGGGCAAUAUGUGUGGUUCAACAUCGGCAGCGUGGACACAUUUGAGCGGAACCUAGAGACUGCUCAGCUAGAGAUGGGUAUUGAAGGAGAGAACAGACUGCCGGUGGUCUAUUCCACAGAAAGUGAUGGGUCGUUCCUCCUUAGCAUGUUGCCCACCAUACUGAUCAUUGGGUUCUUGCUGUUCAUGCUGAGGAGAGGGCCAGCCGGGGCAGGGCGGCCGGGGAGGGGAAUGGGUGGGCUCUUCAGCGUCAGUGAGACCACGGCCAAAGUACUACGAGACGAGAUUGACGUCAAGUUCAAGGAUGUGGCUGGCUGUGAGGAGGCCAAGUUGGAGAUCAUGGAAUUUGUUAACUUCCUUAAGAACCCAAAACAGUACCAGGAUUUGGGUGCCAAGAUUCCAAAGGGGGCUAUUUUGACAGGACCCCCGGGCACGGGAAAGACUUUACUAGCCAAAGCCACUGCAGGAGAGGCCAACGUCCCCUUCAUCACUGUGAAUGGAUCAGAGUUCUUAGAAAUGUUUGUAGGGGUUGGGCCAGCCAGGGUUCGGGAUCUCUUUGUAUUAGCUCGGAAGAAUGCCCCAUGCAUUCUCUUCAUAGAUGAGAUCGAUGCUGUUGGAAGAAAGAGAGGCAGAGGCAACUUCGGUGGACAGAGUGAACAAGAGAACACACUCAACCAGUUACUAGUUGAGAUGGAUGGAUUUAACACUGCUACCAAUGUUGUAGUGCUGGCAGGCACCAAUAGACCGGAUAUUCUAGAUCCAGCUCUGAUGAGGCCUGGACGCUUUGAUAGACAGAUAUAUAUCGGGCCACCGGAUAUCAAAGGCAGAGCCUCUAUAUUCAAAGUCCAUCUGAGACCACUAAAGCUGGAGGCAGAUUUGAACAGAGAAAGUCUGGCAAGGAAAAUGGCUGCUCUGACACCCGGUUUUUCAGGUGCGGACAUCGCUAAUGUGUGCAACGAGGCUGCGCUAAUUGCAGCCCGCCACCUUUCUGAUGCCAUCAACCAAAAACACUUUGAGCAAGCCAUUGAACGAGUAAUUGGGGGACUUGAGAAGAAGACACAGGUGCUGCAGCCAGAUGAGAAGAAGACAGUGGCUUACCAUGAGGCUGGUCAUGCUGUAGCUGGCUGGUUCCUUGAGCACGCUGACCCUUUGCUUAAAGUGUCCAUCAUCCCACGUGGGAAGGGUUUGGGCUAUGCCCAGUAUUUGCCUAAAGAGCAGUACCUGUACACCAAGGAGCAGCUUUUGGACAGGAUGUGCAUGACACUGGGUGGACGUGUGUCUGAGGAGAUCUUUUUUGGCCGCAUUACCACAGGGGCACAGGAUGACCUGAAGAAGGUGACACAGAGUGCCUAUGCACAGAUUGUGCAGUUUGGCAUGAAUGAAAAGGUAGGGCAGGUAUCGUUUGACCUGCCGCGACAGGGAGAAAUGGUUCUGGAGAAGCCCUACAGCGAGGCCACGGCACGCCUCAUCGACACAGAGGUCAGAGACCUCAUCAGCAUGGCCUAUGAACGCACAAUGCAGCUGCUCUCGGAGAAGAAGGCUGAGGUGGAGAAGGUGGCACUGCGUCUACUGGAGAAGGAGGUGCUGGAUAAGAAUGACAUGGUGGAGCUUCUGGGCCGAAGGCCGUUUGCUGAAAAGUCAACAUAUGAAGAGUUUGUUGAGGGAACGGGAAGCAUGGACGAGGACACAUCACUGCCAGAGGGCCUGAAGGACUGGAACAAGGAGCGCGGCAGCGAGAAGGAGGAAAGUACGGAGGAGCAGGUGGCCCGACAGAUCACUGGUGGUAUGCCCUUCUGAGGACAUCCGUUCAUUGUGACCCUAAAGGGUCAGAGCACUUAUUUAUGAGAUGGGAAACGCUUGUCUGACAUGGACCCUGAGGCAAGUACCCUGUUCUUCAGGAGAGCUGUGAUUUAAGGGCUCUUACUGUAGUAAGAAUCGGACUUAUAGUGUACAGUAGGGUACAAACUUUCAUGUGCAGAAGUUAAUUGUGUUUCAGCAAAAUUGAAACAGCUUUGAAAAGGAUGAGAAAAUCUUCUGUUGAAGGCAGAGUGUAUUUUAUGUGACAUUUGAGCCAAAAAAACAGUUCAGCUCAAGGCUAAAGCACUAUAGCUUGUCAAGAAAUAUUCCCUCUAGUCAUUUCAAUUUUACCUAUCAAUGACCAAGAAGACAUACAAUAUAUCUAUAUAUAUAUAUACACACACACAUAUCUUGACGUUUAACAGGAAACAUGUUGUAUCACUUUUAAGCUUUGCCUCAGUGACAUGCACAGGUUGUGUUUUUUCUUUCUGUAUGUUAAUAUUCCAGUUCAAAUUUUGUGACCUUUCUGAAAGUCCUUUUUGCAGUGCUGCUUGCUUACUGGCUCUCCAAAUGACUGAAAUAUACGAUCAUGAAUGUUAUGAACAGUGCACAAAGUCAUUUGUGUUAACUAACAUACUCUUUUCUCUGAUAGAUAUGGGUGUCAGCCUUUGGUUUCAGUGUUAUUUUAUGCAGUUUAUGAUCACAUCCUUUAAUUGAAUGACAGAGAUUUUUGAUGUCUUUUCUUCUGUUGAAGUUUAUUUGGAUCAUUUAUGGCCCAGGCAGCUGCUCUCCAUGAUACAGGUUGAUUAAACUGUAGUUCAAAUCGAAAUAGUCGCAUAAUAAGUCGCAUUUGCAAUGAAAUAGGAUGCAAACAUACACAAAUGAUGGAGCAGUAAGCAGUUCAUUACGUUGAUGAUGAGCUUAUGAAGGUGAUUUUGAGAUUCAGUGUUUAUUCUACAGUACAAAUACAAAUCACAAACAAUCUUUGAGGGUUUAAACAGAACGGAACGCGUUGUCCUUUUGUGACUACAGCAGGUAUCGCUUGAUAUUACAUCUAAAUGUGUAUUUUGUUCUGUAAAAAAGGUUUUGAACAUGUUCGAAAACCUGAAUAAAUCUACAUAAACUUCAAA
Molecule: messenger RNA, 3666 nt
Organism: Megalobrama amblycephala (Wuchang bream)
Lineage: Eukaryota; Metazoa; Chordata; Actinopteri; Cypriniformes; Xenocyprididae
Gene: afg3l2
Product: AFG3-like AAA ATPase 2
Exons: 17
Coding region: 122-2536 (804 amino acids)
Biological process (GO): protein-containing complex assembly; mitochondrial protein processing
Cellular component (GO): membrane; m-AAA complex
Molecular function (GO): ATP binding; zinc ion binding; ATP-dependent peptidase activity
Source: RefSeq, a predicted model, not a curated record